UCUUGUUUGUAACUCUCCUACGUAAGUGGUAGAGUUUCUAUCGAGGGGGUACCCGAUUACCCUUUUCCGAGCUUUAUACUGGGAACCUCUCCCCUCUCUACCCAGGCGCUAUAGCGUUAGCUUUAUCGCCUGUUUCUUGAAAACGUAAGCCACGGUCUUUCCAACUGGGCAGAAAUGAGCAUCGAAACGCUUCUGGAGGCAGCCAAGUUUUUGGAAUUGCAAGCCCAACAACAGAAAGCACGUGAGGAGGAACUGAGGGAGAAGCAACGUUUGGAGCAGCUAGCAGAACAGAGGCGUUCUGAUGUGAACCAUAAUGUUGUCAACACAACCAAUGUUUCCAAAGCAGAUGAGCUCCGCGCUGAGUGCCGCCCAGCACCCAUACUGCCCUCUCUGCCUCCCCCCUCCAUGCCCAUCACAGUCAUCCCCAUCCCUGUGGUCACCCCCAACCCUACAGGCUCACCAAACCUGCCUAUUGCUACGCUCUCCCCUCCAGCCGCUCCGACUCCUGCUGCCACUCUGCCACGCUCUCCACAACCCAAACCCGACCACCCGCCCUUGGUGCUGACCAACAACCACAAGCCUCUGAUACAGAACCACCAGCAUCAGCCGCCGAUCAUUGCCCUGACCAACAACAGUAAACCACAGCAGCAGACACACCAGCAGCUGGUCCAGCGUUACCCUGGCUCCAUUGUGUCGUCUCCCCAGCAGCACACUUUACUUCCCCAGCCAGGCCCUGUGCUCCAGCAGGCCCCUCAACAGAACGGCCCCAUCAGCCGGGGGAGUCCUACUGAUGAUGGCCGCCAGCUAGACAAUAAGAAGAGGCCUGGAGGGGCAGGCACAAGAGAGGUGCAUAACAAGCUUGAGAAAAACAGACGAGCACAUUUAAAGGAGUGCUUCGAGACGCUGAAGAAGAACAUCCCCAACAUAGAUGAGAAAAAGACCUCCAAUCUCUGUGUGCUGAGGAGCGCGCUGAGAUAUAUUCAGACGUUAAAGCGAAAAGAGAAGGAGUACGAGCAUGACAUGGAGCGACUGGCCAGAGAAAAGAUCGCCACUCAGCAGCGAUUAGCAGAGCUGAAGAACGAGCUGAGCCAGUGGAUGGAUGUGAUUGAGAUUGACCGAGUGCUUCGACAGACAGUACAGCCUGAGGAGGACCAGGCCUCCACCUCCACUGCCUCAGAGGGUGAAGACAUUAUGGACGAUGACCUGGAAGAUGAGACUCCACCCAGAGCACAGACUGCCUUACCCGCCGUGCCUCAAAAUAUGAAACCAGAGCUGCACAAGUCUGCAACACCCAUUCAGACCCCAGCCCCAACACCCACCACCACCACCUCUACCUCCUUCAUCGCUCAACACAUCUCCAUCCAGCAUAAACCCCCUGUGCACCAACCAGUGCUCCAGCCGCUGCCCAUGACUUCUCCGCAGCCAGUGUCAAAGCCUGCAGCCCCCCAGACACUCACAACCACAACAUCAAGCAACCCCACUACCCCAACCCAGCCCUCGAUCCCCACCCAGACUCAGAUGGUGACCAUGUCUAGCAUGCACCCCACAGUUAUUGCCCACGCUUCAGUGUCACACCCUUCGGUCAUCCAGGCUGUAAACCACGUCAUCCAGGGAGGAGCUCCAAAACAUAUCACUCACUUGGCUCCCUCUACCACCACUAGCUCUGUUCAGUUAGCUCCCACUCACCAACCCAUCGGCCACAUCACCGUACACCCGGUGGCUCAUCUGAGCCAGCAUCUACCUGCUCUCUAUCCCCAGUCGGUCGCUGUCACACAACCAACUGUAGUUGGUCACAUCGCCCACACCCUAAACCAUGCCCACCCUCAGGUAAAUGGCUCCGCACCAAGCCAAACAACCACAGCCAUCGUCAGCAAGCAGACCCAAAUGGUUACCCACCACCCGCAGCUUGUGGGUCAGACGGUGCUCAAUCCCGUGACAAUGGUGGCCAUGCCCCCGUUUCCCAUCAGUACCCUGAAACUGGCCUGAACACUGCCAACUGGACCACUGGGCUAGAAGGAGGAGAUGCUCCACGACAGGGCAGACCCAUGGGCCUCAGACUAGGCCAGACAAGGCCACAUGAGGGCAGAAGAGUUGCAGGGCACCUCGCUGUUCAGCAACAGAGAUUCACUUUCUUUCAGAGAUUAAAGAGCUGAUAUAAAGACAGGAACAAGAUCAAAUUCAGCCCUCUUUCAGUACUAGUCUGCCAUAGCAUCUGCAAAUCUUGAUCCUGAGUUAAAGAUAUGCCAGGUCGCUUGAGGUUGAAAGUCAUCAUGUUGAAUAUAAGGGGAAGGGGGGUUUGCAGGUUUAGAUCCCCCCCAACAUGGUAUUCAUUGUUGCAGAUUAAGGAGCAGAGGUUUGCUUCACAUGAUAGCACUCUGUUACAGAGUUUAAAUUGUCCUGGCUGAUGGCUAGACUUCCCACUAUCAGAGUGGCUGUUGUGGAUUAACCAACAGUACAUCUUGUACUCGAGAGGCUACGUCGGGUUUUGAGGGCUGUGGCAGUGUGGAUUCAGAGUGCUUGACCCGCCAUAACCAGCAGCACAUUGGGAAUGUGAUUUAGAGGAGCUCCCCCUCUCUAGAGGAGGCACAUGCUACAGGGUUUGAGUUAAACUGUGGACUGAACUCGCAGCUCCUGAACUGGAGCUGCAGUCCUUCAGAGUGCUGCAUACAGCAAUGGCUCCCUCUGCUGGCUGUUGUGUUCAAUUUGACACAGCUGUCCCUUAACUAAGAAAGAAGUCAUGGAUAAUACUAAUUGGCAUAUUGGAGCAACAAUAAUCUGAAAAUAGUUUUUAAAAAUUGUAAGAGGUUUUAUUACAACUUAAUGAAAGUCAAAUUUCUGUCGGUAUUUCCCGUACUCAUACUUGUGAGUGUAUAUUGUUCACAACAAAUCCAGUUGGAUUAUCUCACAGAUGCUCAUAGAUUUUAAAUACCUGCCAAAAAGGCAGUUCUUUUCCAUCAACGUAUCCCUGAAAUGUAAACAUGGUGACAGACAGAUUGGGUGAUUACAUUCUUAGAAAACAAACAAACAAACAAACAAAAAAACAACAACUUAAAUGCGCAUUAAGAUGACAUUUGAAUGUGAUUGAAUGAAAAGGUCCAUAAAACAUAGCAGGAUGUGUUCAGUGCAGUCUUGCAGGGAAACAGUAGUAGGAUGAGUAUUUGCAUGUUGGUAAUGCAUUAAGAAUGCAGCAGUUUUGUCAGUCUGUGGCAAGUGGAUAAAUGAUUUAUUGGUCCUGUCAACCAUCACUUUUGAUUUAUAUCCAUUUAUUUUGAUAUGCAAAAUAAAAACAAUCUGCUUUUUUUCUAAGACUAUAAAUUUCCAAAGUUAGCACUGUGAUCAUUUCUGUGAGUUAAUGAGCAGUAAAUCUUCAGUUCAGCAUAGCACUUGUUGGUGCACCAACAUGCUGUGUUCUCCUGAUUUAUUCUGAAUGUACUGACCUGUGAAAGGAUAUGGAGUAGCAUACUCAUCAGAUGUUAAGCCCUUUUGCUUAUACUUUAUAUUACGUGUAUGUAAAGUGAAACAUGUAAAUGUGAUUUUGUAUUUUAUGGUAUAUUGUUGCUUGAUUCAUUUUAGGAGUAAUUUCUCUUUGGUUUAAACUUGAUAGUCAAAUUAUGUUUUGUUUUUUUAACCCCCUCCUGGGACCAUAAAGCGUAAUGCUGUUUCUCAUAAUGACUAAAUUGAUCCCAUGUUUGUAAAACAUUUGGCCAUUUCCAAGUAUUUACUCAUUUUGAUGCAACAUAACCGCACUGGAAAUUUCCCCCCAGAACUUUAAGAUUAAAAAACCCACAUUAAAAUUUAAGGCGACUUAUCCUGAACAAUUUGAUUUUGAAAUCCUAUUGGAGCUAAACAAAGUGUGUAAAAAUAAUAGGGAUUUAGAUACUUGAAAAAGCAACAAUAUACUGGUAUGUUUUCCCUAUGGAGAAAGUUUAAGUUGUAUAUAGCCUGUAAAUGUUGGGCUGCAUUUAGAUCUAUUACUGUAUUAUGUUAAAAGCUUGGGGACAUAUGUAAAAAAUGAAAAUUUUAUUAAAAAGAUACUUAAUAAAUUG
Cheilinus undulatus (humphead wrasse) is the source of this 4046-nucleotide messenger RNA. It is a transcript of the gene mnta, whose product is annotated as MAX network transcriptional repressor a. NCBI's taxonomy places the organism in Eukaryota, Metazoa, Chordata, Actinopteri, Labriformes, Labridae. The record is from RefSeq and is a predicted model, not a curated record. The coding region runs from base 175 to 1986 and encodes 603 amino acids. Gene Ontology annotation, biological process: regulation of transcription by RNA polymerase II. Gene Ontology annotation, molecular function: protein dimerization activity; RNA polymerase II cis-regulatory region sequence-specific DNA binding; DNA-binding transcription factor activity, RNA polymerase II-specific. The transcript is spliced from 6 exons.